GGCCUGUUUUGAUCGCUCUACAUGUUGCAUUGAUAUCAAACAACGGAAAGCAAAGACCUUAGGUACAACCAGCAACGUAUUCUCAAUUAUCAGAUUUGAAGAUUCUCAUCGAUUUAGGUUUUUCAACAUGAACACCUCUGUUUCCGGCGCUUCAAGUAACGAAAAGUAUGCUACCGGUAGUAAUGCUACAGAAUCGGGAAACGCAAGAAAACCCACAUUGGAGAAAAUAUUCGAACAACUCCUGACGUACUGCAAGGAGCAAGAUAAAUCCCGUGAGGUUCAAGAUGACCAAGAAAAAUCCCUUAAAGAUAAAAGGGAAGAUAUGAAAGAUGUGAACAAUGAAUGGAGCGAGUGUCAGUCUACGAGUACAACUUCAAAUAGCAAUUGCAGAGCAACAUGUUAUUCGUCUUCCCGUUCAAAUCGUUUCCCUCCAUUUUCUUUGACUUUUGGUGGUACCUCUGAUCCGCCAUGUUUGUGUCGUUCAAGUUCUUGCUGUUUUUCUCAAGGCGUUCAGAAUUCUCAAGUCCACUGUGCUAAUUCUGGGAGUAGCAAUAGAGUUCUUCAGAUUCACAUGCCUGAGUCAUCGCAAGAGCCUUGUCGGAUUUUGAUCUCUUCAGAUAAAGAUCAACUAACUGUGAAAUAUCUCAAGCAAGGACAGCAGUUUACGUUUGCGGCUUCCUGUAAAGAUAAUGGGGUCCAUGAAGACAAAUUGGACAGUGAAGACUUCAACCUUCCUGCGAAGAAGGGUUCCAAUCUAACAAAUGGUGAAGCGUCCGACGUUCAACCACUUGGAAUACAAGGCGAGUCUUGUGAUGGGAACGUACAGGAUGUUACACUUGACGAAGACAGGAGAGUGCUCUUAUCGCGCAAGAGACAAAGAGACGAGUCGACAGCAGAGAGCAACUUCUACGACUUGUUAUUAAAAAGAAGAAUGGAAGAGGAGCAGAAGAAAAGCUCUGAAGCUGGAAAUGAUGACGAUAGUUAUAGUGGUUCCGAGAAUGACAUUCAUGACAGGGUCGAUUCUGUAGAGCCAGAAGUGAAUGGUACUGAUUUUAGCAAUCAAGAAUCAGAGCUAGUGCCUCUUGAAAUUGAAAGUGCUGCUCCCAAAACCAUCAAUGAAUCAAUCGUGGGAAGUAUCUAUUCCAAGGAAGAAGAGUCAGAAAUGAAAACUCGCGAAACAGGUCCUGUGGAUAUGGCGCCCAAUCAGGUGAAUUUUUCAAAGUCCACUUGUGAAUUUCUUGGCGGGAAUAACAACAGGGGACGGUUUAAGUGUCAAUAUUGUACAGAAACAUUUGAACAACGAGUUGAAUACAUCACACAUCAAAACAUGCAUGCCAACGAUAGGCCUUACAACUGUCCAAUGUGUAACGAAACAUUCAAGCAACGACGAAGCCUCAAAUACCACAUAAAACAUCACAAUGGAGAACGACCUUACAAGUGUAUCUACUGUGAAAAGGCCUUUAAAGAAAAGUAUCACUUGACCGUGCAUAUAAGAACUCAUACCGGAGAACGCCCCUUCGCGUGUACGAUUUGUGGCAAGGCGUUCAAGCAGACCAAUGAACUAACUUCCCAUAUAAGGACACAUACCGGAGAAAGGCCGUAUAGCUGUACGCUAUGUAACAAGUGGUAUAAGAGACGAAGCCAGCUGUAUCACCACAAUCAAACUUGUCACAUGACUGGCGGCCAUGAUUCGUUGCCUGGAUACGAUGAGGCACAAAGUAUGCCGAACUCAAAUUUAGAGUCCAAGCAAACAAGUAUUGCUUCGCAGUGAAAAACUUUAACAUAGCUAAUAUAGUUAGUGUUGAUCAUCACAGUGAUAGCUAAUAGUAAGACCCCUUUGAAAGUUAUGUAGAACGCGAGACUGGAAUGAAAGAAAAAGCCUCAAAUUUAAUCGAGAAAAAUCGUACCUUUUAUUAUUAUUCCUCUAUUUAUUAUAUUUUCCAGUUACCUUCGUAUCAGGCCAAGAUAACUUCAGAAAGGGGUCCGAGUAUUAGAGAUAAAAGUUGAAACCGAAAAGGGCUUCUGGUUAAUCUGUACGCAGAAAUUAUGUAUAGAGUGAAGUCAUUAAAGCCGUGAAAUAGAUAUUAGACUAACACACUUUAGUAGAGUGACCACAGUAAAUCCGUGAAACUUUAGUAAUACUAAAUAGCAUAA
Actinia tenebrosa (Australian red waratah sea anemone) is the source of this 2154-nucleotide messenger RNA. RefSeq lists its product as uncharacterized. The record is from RefSeq and is a predicted model, not a curated record. NCBI's taxonomy places the organism in Eukaryota, Metazoa, Cnidaria, Anthozoa, Actiniaria, Actiniidae.